Molecule: messenger RNA, 1700 nt
Organism: Rubroshorea leprosula
Lineage: Eukaryota; Viridiplantae; Streptophyta; Magnoliopsida; Malvales; Dipterocarpaceae
Source: the annotation of a GenBank genome assembly
AUCGCAUCUGAAGGCGGAAAGCAAAUCCAGAAGGGCAGGCGUCUUCAUCAACGCCGUUCUCUUUCUCCUCAAACUUUCUCGGUUAAUUUUGUUCCAAAUCUCAGCGACAAUGAGAGAGUGCAUCUCGAUCCACAUCGGUCAGGCCGGAAUCCAGGUCGGAAAUGCCUGCUGGGAACUCUACUGCCUCGAGCACGGCAUUCAGCCUGAUGGCCAGAUGCCAGGUGAUAAGACUAUUGGUGGAGGUGAUGAUGCUUUCAACACCUUCUUCAGCGAAACUGGUGCUGGAAAGCAUGUUCCUCGUGCAGUUUUUGUAGAUCUAGAGCCUACCGUCAUUGAUGAGGUUAGGACUGGAACGUACCGUCAACUCUUCCACCCUGAGCAGCUUAUUAGUGGCAAGGAGGAUGCGGCUAACAACUUCGCGCGCGGCCAUUACACCAUUGGGAAGGAGAUCGUUGAUCUUUGCUUAGAUCGCAUUCGCAAGCUUGCUGACAACUGCACUGGUCUCCAAGGAUUCUUGGUUUUUAAUGCUGUUGGUGGUGGUACUGGUUCAGGACUUGGCUCUCUUCUGCUGGAACGUCUCUCAGUGGACUACGGCAAGAAGUCCAAGCUUGGGUUCACUGUUUACCCCUCACCACAGGUUUCAACCUCUGUUGUUGAGCCUUACAACAGUGUUCUCUCUACACACUCGCUGCUGGAGCAUACAGAUGUUGCGGUGCUGCUUGACAAUGAGGCCAUCUAUGAUAUAUGCAGGCGUUCACUUGAUAUUGAACGUCCCACUUAUACCAACCUUAAUCGCCUGGUUUCCCAGGUAAUAUCGUCAUUGACUGCCUCCCUGAGGUUUGAUGGUGCCUUAAAUGUGGAUGUCAAUGAAUUCCAGACUAACCUUGUCCCAUAUCCUAGGAUUCACUUCAUGCUUUCAUCUUAUGCUCCUGUGAUCUCAGCUGCGAAGGCCUAUCAUGAGCAGCUCUCUGUUGCAGAGAUCACAAAUAGUGCUUUUGAGCCUUCAUCCAUGAUGGCCAAGUGUGAUCCUCGCCAUGGCAAGUACAUGGCUUGCUGCCUGAUGUACAGAGGUGAUGUGGUUCCAAAGGAUGUCAAUGCUGCUGUUGCCACUAUCAAGACCAAGCGCACAAUUCAAUUUGUUGACUGGUGCCCAACUGGUUUCAAGUGCGGUAUCAACUACCAGCCUCCAACUGUUGUUCCAGGUGGUGAUCUUGCUAAGGUGCAAAGGGGUGUGUGCAUGAUCUCCAACUCCACUAGCGUUGCAGAGGUGUUCUCUCGUAUUGACCACAAGUUUGAUCUCAUGUAUGCAAAAAGGGCAUUUGUGCACUGGUAUGUUGGUGAGGGUAUGGAGGAAGGUGAGUUCUCUGAGGCUCGUGAGGAUCUUGCUGCCUUGGAGAAGGACUAUGAGGAAGUUGGAGCUGAGUCUGCUGAGGGCGAAGAUGGUGAAGAUGGAGAAGAUUAUUGAGAAUUUACAUGUCUGAUGUUUGCUUUGUUGCUUCUGUGUUGUGGUGUUAUCAUUAUGUGUCUUUUUUUCUUGGUGAAGCAGCUUUACUUGCAUGCUUGAAAUUGUUCCUGUAUUGAACUUUUGGAUGAUAUGGCAUUGGCCUCGUGACUUUUAUUGUAAGAACUUUGUUCAUUGUUACAUUGUUUUCUGCUGUUGAAUCCUGCAAUUAUUGUUAAUCACUCUUGGUGAGUUUACA